AUGCCUCGUCCUAAAGACAGGAACCCUUUCCCUCCCGAGCUCUGGCUCCAGAUUUGCGAGAACCUCGAGCACCCGUUCCCCGAAAACGAUCAUGCACAACGAAUGCUAGGGCUUGUGCGUUUGGGAGAGACCUGUCGGGCGUUUCACCAGCUUGUCAUUCCAUACCAAUACCGUCGUAUUCAGGCCUUCUGGCUGGGAACUCCGACCCAAGACAUCAAUAUGCUGAAGCUGGUGUGCACAUUAAUAGAGCAUCCUGAGCUUCCAAAACAUAUCAGGUUCAUUCACUUUCAGCAGAACCCAGUGCAUAGGAGCACCCCAACAUUUCAGAGCAUGCAACCGUGGGGUGCUGCGUUAGAGAAUGCCUUCACACUGAACAGUUCUGACUGCAACCUUGAGAAAUUCUACGGCUUUCCCUUAUUCACGCAAAACACAUACCUCCUGGUGUUUUUGAUGAAUCUAGCUUCGGAACGACUACAGAGAAUGUCUGUCACAAUGCCCUCCUAUCUCAACGGGAUCAUCAGACCUGAGAGACAAGCACCGAUUGCUGGGGAUGUGAGCGUCCCUAGAGUGCGCCACCUCAAGCGCUUGACAAGGUUGCGACUUGACGACCUGCUUACAAGCGACAAGGCCAAUAUCUUUCGAUUGACUAAAUCCAUGCCGAAACUCAAGAUUCUACAGUUGGUCAACAUCAGCAGGAUCGAGAAGGCUCCUGACAUUACCACUCAGCAUUUCAAGAAUCUGACACUACUCAGGUUCAACAACUGUGUCAUGGGAGCCCAUGCUGUGGAGUCGAUUGUCAUUUCCUGUCCAAAGCUCAAACAAUUCGAGUACAAGCAACGCUAUGAACUGUGGGCGCAAUAUGAUCUUGACCUGAUGGAUCAUGCCACACCAAAAGCACUUUUUGGUUCCCUUCUGCCCACCCAACGAACUCUUGAAACCAUCGAGGUUGAUAUAGCAUGCGCAUGCGAAUACUGGACGGAGAAUCCAGCAGCAUGGACCGACAACGAUCUGCUGGGUUCUGUACCCCCAUUGUCAGCACUUAAAAAGCUGACUGUCAACUUCAACUCGAUCGCUCAAGCGGACAAACAUUGCCUUGUCCGCUUAAUUACAAACUGCCCCCAGUUAAGGGAGCUCAGGCUUAGUCAGUGCGGCAUACCGAACCCUCCAGUGAUGGCUGCAUUCGAUUCUGCAAUUCACGAUGGAGCAUUUCCAAACUUGCAACUGGUUAUUCUCACGGGAGUUGAAGAAUCAAUCAAGGAAGAAGAGGAGGAAGAACGUCGGGUAGAUGAUUGGUAUGGUGCCACCGGUGCAAAGCCAUGGCAGGAGCGUGGUGAGGUUCGAACUUUCUAUCAGAGAACCUAG
Thyridium curvatum is the source of this 1362-nucleotide messenger RNA. RefSeq lists its product as uncharacterized. The transcript has a single exon. Lineage: Eukaryota; Fungi; Ascomycota; Sordariomycetes; Thyridiales; Thyridiaceae. The coding region runs from base 1 to 1362 and encodes 453 amino acids. The record is from RefSeq and is a predicted model, not a curated record.